Messenger RNA from Hyaloscypha bicolor E, 1106 nucleotides. Its product is annotated as 40S ribosomal protein S6. Bases 78 to 797 code for a protein of 239 amino acids. The transcript has 6 exons. Gene Ontology annotation, molecular function: structural constituent of ribosome. Gene Ontology annotation, biological process: translation. Lineage: Eukaryota; Fungi; Ascomycota; Leotiomycetes; Helotiales; Hyaloscyphaceae. Gene Ontology annotation, cellular component: ribosome. The record is from RefSeq and is a predicted model, not a curated record.
CACACGCUAACCUUUUCACUUUGAAUUUCAGUAUCCCGUCUCGCAACAACCUCAUCUCGACCAGCAACACCGUCAAGAUGAAGCUCAAUAUCUCCUUCCCGGCGAACGGCAGCCAAAAGCUGAUCGAGGUCGAAGAUGAGCGAAAGCUGCGUGUCUUCAUGGAGAAGCGAAUGGGCGCAGAGGUUCCUGGCGACUCUGUUGGCGACGAGUUCAAGGGCUACAUCUUCAAGAUCACCGGCGGCAACGACAAGCAAGGUUUCCCUAUGAAGCAAGGUGUCAUGCAUCCCACUCGAGUUCGACUUCUCCUCUCCGAUGGCCACUCCUGCUACCGACCCCGCCGCACCGGUGAGCGCAAGCGCAAAUCCGUCCGUGGCUGCAUCGUCGCAAUGGACCUCUCCGUCCUCGCCCUCUCGAUCGUCAAGCAAGGCGACGCCGAUAUCCCCGGCCUCACCGACGUCGUCCACCCCAAGCGUCUUGGUCCCAAGCGCGCAACCAAGAUCCGCAAGUUCUUUGGCCUCACCAAGGAAGACGAUGUCCGCAAGUUUGUCAUCCGUCGUGAAGUCCAGCCAAAGGGUGAGGGCAAGAAGCCGUACACCAAGGCUCCCAAGAUUCAGCGAUUGGUUACCCCGCAACGUCUUCAACACAAGCGCCAUCGCGUUGCGUUGAAGCGCCGUAACGCUGAGCGAACCAAGGAUGCUGCUAACGAAUAUGCCGCCAUCCUCACCAAGCGUGUCACCGAAGCAAAGUCCGCCCGUGCUGAUCUCCGCAAGAGACGAGCAUCUUCCAUGCGCAAGUGAUCUAACUCUUAUUUUCGAUCGCAUCACAAAAUACAAUACCAAGGCUUUUCAUUCUCAAUUCAUCGAGAGGAUAGAUCUUGUGGAACUUUCUUGCUGUGACUGGACACUUCUGUAUCUAGGGAGGCUUGAGACCCAUGAAUUCUUUUCCCGCAUGGUAGCGAGAAUGGCUUUGAUGAUUCAGUAUUGAAGUGUGAGAGGAGCGUAAAAUGGCACUACAACUGCAUAUUAGCAUGUAGCUAGGCGUUAUUGAGAUGCUUAUUUGACCACAGUUGAUUUUGCUCAUGCUUGUGACUGAAAAUAUUUCCAUGA